AUGGGCCGACUUCCCUUCCCUGCAGAUGCGGAGCUGACAGGCCCCGACCGCUUGGUUCUGGACGUGCUCCGCAAGGAAUAUGAAGCUUUCAAGCAUGACGCAAGCGACGCUGAAUGGGACGUUGCCGACGAUUCGGACGAUUCCAUGAUCAAGAGGACCGAAUUCGUGGUCCCGUCUCCCGAAGAUCUGUCAGACCAACAUCAGCAAGCCAUUGCUUACUUGAAGCGUCUGAACAACCCCAAGUCUGAUGGCUUUGAGCCUACAGUCUUUAGCACCAAGGAUUUGCCAGACAUCAAGCAUGGCUUCUUUCGUCGGCAGAUCCUCGACCCUUACCUGGUCUGGGCGCGCACCGUGGUUCGAGUCGAGACUGACGUCGUCAUGAUCACACAUCUACUGCUCUACCUGUGCACCACCGUUCCCUCUGCCAUCUAUCUCUUCGUCCACUUUCAUUGGUGGCAUGCUGUGCCUCACUGCGUCGUCCAGGGUUGGUACAUGGGAGCCUACACCCUCCUACGACAUCAGCACAUUCACAUGCGCGGUGUCUUGCGCAAAAGGUAUGCUCUUAUCGAUGAGCUCUUUCCCUACCUCUUGGAUCCUUUGAUGGGCCAUACAUGGAACUCGUACUACUAUCACCACGUCAAGCAUCAUCACGUCGAAGGCAACGGGCCGAAUGAUCUGUCGUCCACCAUUCGCUAUCAAAGAGAUGAUGUCUGGGACUUUUUGCGUUACGUCGGACGCUUUUACUUCUUCAUCUGGUUUGAUCUGCCGCAUUACUUUUACAGCACACGCAAGCCUGGACUUGCUUUCCGAGCAGCUGCCUUUGAGCUUGGCAACUACGCAUUCUUGUACUACAUGUUCACCCGUGUCAAUGCUCUCGCAACCACCUUUGUCUACCUCAUUCCACUGGCUCUCAUGCGCUUGGCUUUGAUGACGGGUAACUGGGGCCAGCAUGCGCUUGUAGAUGAAGUAGAGCCAAACUCGGACUUCAGAUCGAGCAUCACGCUCAUUGAUGUGCCUAGUAACCGGUACUGCUACAACGAUGGCUAUCAUACUUCUCAUCACCUCAACCCGCUUCGUCACUGGCGCGAACAUCCUGUUGCUUUCCUGUCGCAGAAGAAGCAGUACUCGGAUGAGCAUGCGCUGGUGUUUUACAACAUUGACUACAUGUUCCUCACCAUCAACCUGCUGAGGAAGAAUUACGAGCACGUUGCCAGGUGUCUGGUGCCGAUGGGUGAUCAGAUGAAGCUGACCAUGGAGGAGAGAGUGGAGAUGCUCAAGCGCAAGACGAGGAAGUUUUCGGAAGAGGAGAUUGCCCAGAAAUGGGGCAAGAAGUAUGCGAAACUGAGGUGA
Molecule: messenger RNA, 1350 nt
Organism: Plenodomus lingam JN3
Lineage: Eukaryota; Fungi; Ascomycota; Dothideomycetes; Pleosporales; Leptosphaeriaceae
Biological process (GO): lipid metabolic process
Source: RefSeq, a predicted model, not a curated record